AUGACGGAACUAAACAGAGCCAGUGGAGAAUAUCGAAAUGGCCUCAAAAAGAUCACUUCCAUGGCCCUCUUUUUGGCACUCAACAUUCUCUUCUUUUCCCUUGGAAGUGCUUGCAACUCCUGCCCUUCCACAACCCCUAACCCUAACCCAAGGCCGAGGCCGAACCCUAUCCCCACCCCCACUCCAUCUGCAAGAGGCAGAUGUCCCAGGGAUGCCCUUAAAUUAGGUGUGUGUGCCAAUGUGCUUAACUUGGUCAAUGUCGUCGUAGGUUCACCCCCGGUGCAACCAUGCUGCUCCCUUCUCCAAGGCCUCGCCGACCUCGAAGCUGCCGUUUGCCUAUGCACCGCACUCAGAGCUAACGUGUUGGGACUCAACCUUAAUAUCCCAAUUUCCCUUAGCUUGCUUCUCAACGUAUGCGGAAGGAGUACUGGCUUCCAAUGCUAAAUUCUCUAUUUUCAGUAUCUUCAUCAUCUUUAUCAUGGUUUCCACUAGUAAAUCAGUGUUUUCGUUUGUUGUUAUAAUUUCUUACAGGGAAUUGAUGUCGAAUAAGCCUAAUACUUUU
Molecule: messenger RNA, 562 nt
Organism: Hibiscus syriacus
Lineage: Eukaryota; Viridiplantae; Streptophyta; Magnoliopsida; Malvales; Malvaceae
Product: 14 kDa proline-rich protein DC2.15-like
Exons: 2
Coding region: 1-444 (147 amino acids)
Source: RefSeq, a predicted model, not a curated record